Myxocyprinus asiaticus (Chinese sucker) is the source of this 1242-nucleotide messenger RNA. It is a transcript of the gene cldn15la, whose product is annotated as claudin 15-like a. The coding region runs from base 198 to 860 and encodes 220 amino acids. Lineage: Eukaryota; Metazoa; Chordata; Actinopteri; Cypriniformes; Catostomidae. The transcript is spliced from 5 exons. Gene Ontology annotation, molecular function: structural molecule activity. The record is from RefSeq and is a predicted model, not a curated record. Gene Ontology annotation, cellular component: plasma membrane; bicellular tight junction. Gene Ontology annotation, biological process: bicellular tight junction assembly; cell adhesion.
UUGCUUAACUGAAGGACAAUUCAAACUCAGGUAUCAGGGGCAGGGAGAGGACUACACUACGAACGCUUCAUUGUUGAAUGAGCUGUGUACUCUUUGGGUUUGGAUUCCAGCACAGCUUUCUAGCAAAGUAUAAUUAAAAGUUUUUGUUUUUGGUCUUGUGAUUUUCAUACAAUUUGUGUGAGAAGUUUGGGGAGACAAUGUCGACCGCAUUAGAGGUGACUGGAUUCUUCAUGUGUGUGGCCAGCUGGCUGGUCACUGGCAUCUCUCUGGCUAACGACUACUGGAAGAUAUCUAGUAAUUCAGGGAACGUGAUCAUUUCGAACCGUCAGUAUGAGAAUCUGUGGCAUUCAUGUGCCGAGAGCAGCACUGGAGUGGCGGACUGUCGAGACUUUCAAACCAUGCUGGCCUUGCCAGGUCAUAUUCAGGCAUGCAGAGCAUUAAUGAUCAUUGCCCUAAUCUUUGGCCUGGUCUCUAUAAUUGUAUCUACCAUGGGGCUGAAGUGCAUUAAGAUUGGAGCAGCAAAAGAUGAGUCAAAAGGCAAGCUUGCAGUGAGUGGUGGCAUUCUAUUCAUCCUUGCAGGUCUUUGCACUAUGGUGGCCACAUCUUGGUAUGCUGCACGGGUGAUUCAAGAAUUCCAUAACCCAUUCUUUGGUGGCAUCAAGUUUGAGCUGGGUUCUGGUCUCUAUAUAGGUUGGGCUGGUGCAGUACUGUCUAUACUGGGUGGCUCAUUCCUGUGCAGUGCCUUUAAAAGAAUCUCUAAAGCAAAACCUAAAGGGGCAUACUAUCCAAGUGGUAAGCCUGCAACGAUCUAUACAGCAGCUCCUGUAUCUAACCCAGAUACUGCAAGAGCCUAUGUUUGAGUUCCCAGGGUCAUCCACAUUAACAGGGCUGAACUGUUGUUACGUUGAUGUUUGUUUUACUCUCCUACCUUUAUGUUUUUGCUACUUUUUUGUUUUUGGACUAUUGUGUUAAUGAUGAAUGUAAAAUCACUUGAAUGCAAUUAUCAUGGAAUACUGAAUAUUUGGAAUAAAAUCAGUUCUGUAUAUCUACAGUAGGUGUGCAUGUAACUGUUUUGCCAUAGUGGUUUAGAAUGUUGAGGCUUUUUCUUUAUUUUAUGUAUAGACAAUGACAUACUGUACGUGGGUCCACAAGAGACUAAUCUACCAAUAAUGUCUAUUAUACAGGGAUAAUGGAAUGUGAAAUAAAAUGGGAAUAAAAUUUAUAACAGAAAACUGUCAGAAG